Messenger RNA from Fragaria vesca subsp. vesca, 3318 nucleotides. Its product is annotated as TMV resistance protein N-like. Gene Ontology annotation, biological process: defense response. NCBI's taxonomy places the organism in Eukaryota, Viridiplantae, Streptophyta, Magnoliopsida, Rosales, Rosaceae. The transcript has 4 exons. The record is from RefSeq and is a predicted model, not a curated record. Bases 1 to 3318 code for a protein of 1105 amino acids.
AUGACGUUGAGCACCCUAAGAGCAUUAUCUUUUCAUUCAGCUGAAUCGGCUCCUCGAUGGAAAUACGAUGUGUUUUUGAAUUUUAGGGGUGAAGACACCCGCAAGGGUUUCAUAUCCCAUUUGUACCACGAACUGCAGUACUGGCAAGCCAUCAAAACUUUCAAGGACGACCGAGAGAUUGAAAUAGGAGCAACUAUAUCUCCAGAACUCUUGAGCGCAAUCGAAGAAUCACGUCUUGCGAUUGUUGUUCUCUCGCCAAACUAUGCUUCUUCCACCUGGUGCUUGGAUGAGCUUGCAAAAAUUGUCGAAUCCAGGGAAACGCAGGAAAGCACAAUUCUUCCAGUUUUCUUUGAUGUGGAUCCGUCUGAUGUACGGAAUCAAAGGAAGAGCUUCGCUGAAGCCUUUGCAAAGCAUGAGAAGUCCAUUGAUGACAUAAACUGUUAUAUUAGCUUAUUAAUCCUACUGAAUAUGGAACUAGGCUUAUAUACUUUGUAUAUCAGCAAAUCUGAAAGAGAUGUUAUCAGAGCCAUUGUCAAAUGUGUGUGGAGUAAAGUGCGUCCUCUGAUUACAUUGUCAAAUUCCAAAGACAAGUUAGUUGGGAUUGAUUAUGGACUUAUUGAAAUGAGUGGAUUUUUAGCUCUUGAGGUGAAUGAUGUUCGAUUUAUAGGGAUAUGGGGCAUGGGUGGAGUGGGUAAAACAACUCUUGCUAAGCUAGUGUUUCAAAGGCUUUCUCAUCAUUUUGAAGUCACCAAGUUUCUUUUCAAUGUUGGAGAGGUUUCUGCAAAACAUAGCACUCUAGUUGAUCUCCAAAAGCAGCUUGUUUCCCCAAUCUUGAAGGAAAAGACACAAGUCUGGGAUGAACAACAAGGGACUGUUUACAUAAGGAAAUGCUUGUUCAAUAAAAAGGUUCUUCUUAUCAUUGAUAAUGUUGAUCACUAUAACCAACUAGAAAUAUUGGUCGGAAAUAAAUCUUGGUUUGGUGAUGGAAGCAGAAUUAUUGUCACAACUAGAGAUGAACGUCUGCUUAUCGAGCAUGAUAUAGAGUUAUCAUUUAAGGUUGAAGGAUUAAAUGACCACAGAGCUCUUGAGCUCUUCAGUCAGAAUGCCUUCAAGAAAGAUCAGCCUAAAGAUGAGUUCUUACAAUUGUCCAAGUGUUUUGUAGAUUAUGCCAGAGGGCUACCAUUAGCUCUUAAAAUUCUGGGGCGUUCUUUGUAUAAGAGAGAUCUGAAUGCAUGGAAUAGUGCAUUGGAUAAGCUAAAGACAAUUCCUAUUCCAACUAUAUUUGAUUCACUCAAACUAAGUUAUGAUGUGCUAGAUGAUAUGCAGAAGAGCAUUUUUCUGGAUGUUGCGCAUUUCUACAAAGGGAUAGAAAAGGGGCAAGCAAUUGGUAUAUUGGAAAGCUGUGGUCUUUGUGGUUGUAUUGGUAUAGAUGUUUUGAUAGAGAAAUCUCUAAUAAUCAUUGAGGGAUUCGACAUUGUUGGUAUGCAUGAUUUAGUACAUGAAAUGGCGAGGGAAAUUGUUCGUCAAGAGUGUAGAGAAGAUCCUGGUCGACGUAGUCGUUUGUGCAAUCAAAAUGAUGUCUUUGGUGUAUUCAAGAGUAAUACUGGAACAAAAGCAAUAAGAGGCAUCCGGUUAUGCUUACCUAGAUUAGAAGAGGCAGACAUGAACUGGAAUUGCGAAGGCUUCUCUAAGAUGUCCGAAUUGAUGUUUCUUGAAUUUGAUAAUCUCAGGAUUAAAUCUGCUCCCCAAUUCCUUCCUAGUUCAUUAAGAACUUUGAAAUGGAGUUGGUAUCCUUCCAGAUUUCUUCCAGCUAGUUACCGACCAGACUUACUUGUUGAGCUUAAGAUGGAAGAUAGCAAAAUUGUCAAGCUUUGGGAUGGGAAACAGGACUUGCCUAACUUGAAACGUAUGAAUCUUUGGGGCUCCAACAACUUAACCAAGACUCCAGAUUUCACAGGUAUUCCGAAUCUUGAGAUCUUGGGACUUGGACGUUGUGCGAGUUUAGUUGAGAUUCAUCCAUCCAUUACAGUUCACAAAAAGCUUAAGUUGUUGAACCUCUUAGGCUGUGAAAACAUUAAGAGCUUUCCAACUGAGAUAGAAAUGGAGUCUCUCGAGGACUUUUACUUUGGUGAUUGCUCAAAAGUAAGCGUUCCAGAUUUUGCAAGAGGGAUGAAAAUUUUUUUAAGUCUUGACUUAGAUGGGACUGUGUUUGAGAAAAGAACUUCAUCAUUGAAAAUCGGCUUUUGGAAUUUAUUCGCAAAAAGGAGUUUGGAGCCUCUGGGAUCGCUUUGUCCUUCUCUAAGGGAGUUGCAGUUUUUGACAACGUUGAGUCUCAAUGAGUGUAAACUUUAUGAAGGUGCACUACCUGAUGAUAUUGGCUAUUGCAUGCCAUACCUUGAAGUCUUGUACCUUACUGGAAAUAAUUUUGUUACUCUCCCUGCAAGCAUAAAAUGCCUGUCUGAGCUUCACUUGAUUGAUUUGAAUAGGUGCAAAAGGCUUCAACAAUUGCCGGAUCUUCCACCAAGUGCAAGAUUAGAAGUCCGGGUUGAUGAUUGUGCUUCCUUGAAGAAGUUGUCAAAACAAACAAAACUGUGCGGACUCACCGGUUGGGACUACUGUUUUUAUUUAACAUCAGUCAAUAGCUUUGGAUUGGUUGAUGAUGAAGGAUGGAAUAAUGGAAUAUUUUCGAUGCUAAAGCAAUUUGCUGCUCAGUUACCCUCACUACCGAGAAUGUCUCCAAACUUUGACAUAUUCUCGAUCAUAAGUCCUGGAAGCAAAAUCUCAGCCUGGUUAAAUAUUCAAAGUGAGGGAGAUACAUUGACCGUGGAGCUACCUUCGCAUCGAGAAUCUUGCAGACCAAAGUGGAUGGGAAUUGUAUUGUGUGUUGUUUUUGCAAAUCAUAAACCUGCAGCCGAUCUGGAGGUUGAUGUUGUGAUUCGAUGUUUUUCACAAGUGACUUCUCGUCCCUUCCGGGCCAAAAUGGCAAGCCAUGUUAUGGGAGAUCACAUUUGGAUGUUUUAUCUGCCUGUUGAACAAAUGCUGGAUACCGGAACAAAUCUCAUCAACUUCUUGUUUAAAGCAUAUUAUUCAACGUGGAGUAUGGGGCGCAUACCGAAAAUUCCAUGCUCGAAUAGUGUCAAGAGGUGUGCAGCCCGUUUGGUCUGCGAGGAAGACUUGAAAGAGCUCGACAAUGACACAAGGAGCACCUUUAAGCGCAGUCGUGAAUAUAGUGACAAUGAGGAGGCGGAAGAACUUCCAAGUGGAAGUGGAAGGGGUGACCCUAACAAAGAAUCGAUCUUCAAAAGACUCAAGGCAUGA